Messenger RNA from Neodiprion fabricii, 1270 nucleotides. Its product is annotated as putative SLC9B1-like protein SLC9B1P1. NCBI's taxonomy places the organism in Eukaryota, Metazoa, Arthropoda, Insecta, Hymenoptera, Diprionidae. The record is from RefSeq and is a predicted model, not a curated record. The coding region runs from base 100 to 1263 and encodes 387 amino acids. The transcript is spliced from 8 exons.
GUCUCUAACCUCGGAAGGUGGAUUUGAAAUACAUGUAUCGAAUCCGAGGAAUCCUUUACCAUCUAUAAACAACCACUGCGAGGCAGAUCUCUCAUCGUCAUGAAGUCCGUCUCAAGCGCAACACCACAAAUCCCGGCAACUUCAACCGACCAAGAGGAUAAUGAAGCAGGUCCAACCAGUUCGGAACUUAGCUACGAGGAUUUGGCAUGCUGCGGCAAGGCAACGUGCUGCGUUUGCUUCCGUGACGUAUCGGUGACGUCGCCGUUGGUAAAAAGAUGCGAGGCGGUAACGUGGGGCACGAUAUUCUGGAGCGUCAUUGCCUGCAUGUCGCCAGUCGUUACGGUCAAUUGCCUUUUGGCGCUCGCUGAUCAGGGAUUCGGCGAAGACAAGGACAUUUCGGGGACAUUGUGCGCGGCCUGUUCGAUAGACGGUGUUCACAUCGUGGCCAUAUUUUCAAUAGCAUUUUCGGUUGUUUUUGACGAUUUCGAAGGCGCCAAAUGGUGGUCUUACCUGCCUCGGGGGCUUCGCGACAUGGCCUUUGGAAUUUUUGUCGGAAGCAGUUUGGGCCUGUUUUUGGUAUUUUUUCCUCACCAAAGCCACAAAUACGCGACGUUCUAUCGCAUAUUGAAUCUAUCCCUCGGUGCGCUGUGCUUCAGCGUUGGAGCAAGCUCGUUCGUCAUAACUGGCGGUGGAUUUUUGGCCACGGUCAUCAUGAGCUUUAUCGUAUGCACUGGGUGGAAGAUUAUAGUUAAUAAAUUCGACGUUGCUCCGAUACGGAAAGUGGUGGGAAUUAUUUGGCACAUAUUGCAGCCAGUGUUAUGCGGCGUGAUUGGAGCUGACGUGAAUUUUUCACAUUGGACGGCAAUCCGAACUGGUCUCUACGCAGCCUGCAUUUUAACGGGUCUUUUGGCUCGCCUGACUUGCGCCAUAUUGUCAACUAUCAAAAUGCCGUUCACCAUCGGCGAGAGGAUUUUCGUCGCCGUAUCUUGGCUGCCGAAGGGCACGGUUCAGGCUGCCCUGGCUCCGAUGGCUUACGAGCACGCUUUGGCGAAAAAUAACACGAGGGAAUUGGAGCUCGCUGAAGACGUUUUGAAGGUGUCCGUGCUGGCGAUUUUGUUCUUGGCCCCGAUCGGCGCGAUGAUUAUGAUGAUGACCGGUCCUCACUUGCUCAGUCGAAUUUCAUCGGAUGCAAUGGAGGAGCGCAGAUUACAGAGUUUGAGGACGUUGAGCAUGAAAGUUAAAGUGAAAAAGCCGGACACUUGAAGCUCGU